This is a messenger RNA of Saxophila tyrrhenica, 744 nucleotides long. RefSeq lists its product as uncharacterized. NCBI's taxonomy places the organism in Eukaryota, Fungi, Ascomycota, Dothideomycetes, Mycosphaerellales, Extremaceae. The record is from RefSeq and is a predicted model, not a curated record. The transcript is spliced from 2 exons. Bases 1 to 744 code for a protein of 247 amino acids.
AUGGCGACCACGAGGGCGACCGCGGUCAAGCGGAAGGCGGACGAGGCAUUGGAUAAGGAGGCGAAGAAGUUUAAAAGCACCUACUCCAAGGCCCUGAAGAUAGUGGUAUACCAGGCCUUCCAGAGACAAACGUUCGCUGUGCACGAAGACCUUCUGUACCACUACGCCCCGAACCUCAAACACUUCUCCUACCACAGCAGUGUUCCGGCAGCAGCGGACAUCAAGAUCGAGAAACAUCUUCCCACGACCUUCAGAAAUUACCUGGAGUGGCUUUACUCAUCGGACGAAGACCGCUCACGCUGCAUCCGCACCCUUCUGCAACCUACAAUUGACGGGGCCGGCGAAAAGGAGACCAGGGAUCAACUUGCCUGCGUCAAACUGAUUAGGCUUUGGCUGUUGACGAACAUGCUCGGCGACAAAGCCUGCAAGAACGCGGUCAUCGAUGUCUUGAUCUCCAGGGCUUGUGCGGGAGAGCUGUGUCUUUGUGCGUCUUCCAUGGUGUUUAUCUUCGAGGAGACGGACGAAACAUCGGAGCUCCGGCGAUGGGCCGUGGAUGAGUACACAGCAAGCACUACAGUUGCGGAGCUGGACGAUGGGAAGGACAUGAUGCCGGAAGGUUUCGAGGGCUCCGCGCUUCGAAGGCUCAUCGAGAAGACGAGGAAGGGUGAACGGGUGGGCAAGCCUCGGCUUGAGGACGCCUGUCUCUACCACGAUCACGGGCGCUAUGAGGCGAGAUGUUCUUGA